Nematolebias whitei (Rio pearlfish) is the source of this 2699-nucleotide messenger RNA. RefSeq names its product 5'-nucleotidase domain containing 2 (gene nt5dc2). Gene Ontology annotation, molecular function: 5'-nucleotidase activity. The transcript has 14 exons. Lineage: Eukaryota; Metazoa; Chordata; Actinopteri; Cyprinodontiformes; Rivulidae. The record is from RefSeq and is a predicted model, not a curated record. Bases 79 to 1899 code for a protein of 606 amino acids.
GGUCGUGUUUUCACGCGCUGGCAGUUAGUUGCAGUCUGCAGGAGCAGCUUCGACGUGUUUACGUUUCACUGGAAAGAAAUGGCUCUGAAGACGGUGGGCACCACGCUGUCCCGCACAUUGUGGGCCAAGGGUAACAGGACCCCUCCCGUGGGACGGUCCCCCAAAGGGAGCAGACUGUCCACGACCUCGUGCAGGGAGCUCGGAGGUACCAAGCAGCAGCAGGAGGAGAAAACCAGCCAAAAAGAAGGGCAGAGCUGCGGCUCGGACUCGUCUCACAGCAGCAGCGAGCCGCCACACUGCAAAUGUCCGAGCGGGGACAAGAAGAGGCUGAAGGAGGCGGUGGGGGCUCCGGGGGUCCCGGGCGUCAGAAGACGGUGCUUCACCUCCAAAGCGGCUCCCAUGGACCAGACUUCCUACCUGUGGACUCGCUAUAACGACAUGAAGCGGCUUGUUUACGACCUGAUCCCACCAGGUGCGUGUAAAAGCCUCAACUCCUCCGUCAUCUACGCCAACAAUGAGGUCAACUUGUCCGGGGUGGAUAUUUACGGCUUCGAUUACGACUACACCUUAGCACAGUACUCCAGCACUCUCAACAUGCUGAUCUACGACACAGCAAGAAGCUUCCUCAUUGAACACUUUAAGUACCCUAAAGGCAUCGCCAAAUAUGAUUACAUUCCUAACUUUACUGUCCGGGGUCUUCACUAUGACAUCCAAAAGGGUCUUCUAAUGAAAAUUGACGCCUUCCAUUACAUUGAGCCAGGAACAGUGUAUCGGGGUCUGAGUCCAUUGCCUGAUGAGGAUGUUCUUCAGCUCUAUGGGGGGACCUUCCAUGUCCCCCUGCAGCAGGACAGUGGUUUCUACGGGAAAGGGCCAAAGGUCAAGCAAUUUAUGGAUAUUUUCUCCAUUCCUGAGAUGACGCUCUUGGCCGUAGCGAACAACUAUUUCAUCAGCAACGACAUCGAUUACGACCCGGUCCACCUCUUUAAAGACGUCUCUGAAGCCAUCGGCAUGGUUCACCUCAAAGGCUACAUGUACAAGUGGAUCAUGCAGGAUCUGGACCAGUUUAUCCUGCGAGCCAAAGAGACGGACUCUGUUCUGCACAAACUGUCCAGUCAUGGAAAGAAGCUUUUCCUCAUCACCAACAGUCCCUUCAGCUUUGUGGAUAAAGGGAUGACGCACAUGGUGGGGAAAGACUGGAGGGACUUCUUUGACGUUGUGAUCGUGCAGGCAGACAAACCUCACUUCUUCACUGAUUGUAUCAAACCUUUCAGGCGUCUGGAUGGAAAUGGAGACCUGCGAUGGGAAAAGAUUACCAGUUUGGACAAAGGACAGAUUUACAAACAGGGGAACUUGUACGACUUUCUCCGACUGACAGGCUGGACAGGAUCAAAAGUUCUUUACUUUGGAGACCAUCUUUACAGUGACUUGGCUGACCUGAUGUUGCGUCACGGCUGGCGCACUGCAGCCAUCGUCCCUGAGCUGGAGGACGAAACCAAAGUGGUGAGCGCUCACCAGUACGCAACCACGCUCACGUGGCUGCAGGCUUUAACUGGACUGAUGGAGCGCCUUCAGAUUCACCGGGAUCCGGAGUCUAAGAAGGUUUUUGAGGAGUGGCAGAAGGAAAGAGAGGAGCUGCGGGUGAUGACGAAGAACUUGUUCAACCCGCAGUUCGGCAGCAUCUUCAGAACGUGUCACAACCCCACCUACUUCUCCAGGCGUCUGAGCAGAUUCUCAGACAUCUACAUGGCGUCUCUGAGCUGUCUGUUGAACUACGACCUUUCGUACACCUUCUACCCCCGCCGCACCCCUCUCCAGCACGAAGCCCCACUGUGGAUGGACCAGCUGUGCACGGGCUGCAUGAAGACUCCUCACCUGGAAGAUAUGUCGCACAUACGCUGAGAGCCGAGCUCUCCUCGCUGACUGAUUUGACCUUUAAGGUCUGGCAAACACUUGACAAAGCUGAUGGACACAGUUCAUUGCACAGGGUUUGUUUUUACUAAAAGGAGGUGCUGCACCUCCUUCCACAGGACACUCCUCAGUGAAUCCACUGGAGGGUGCUGUACAUCUGCAAGUUGCUGGUGACUGGAGGACCUGCCCAGGUUUUGUGCUAACAAGGAGUGACAGAGUCCGUCUCCAGCUGAAUCUGAGGAAGUUGUUAUACUGAGCUGCCGACGCACAAUUUUUAACAAAUAAAGACUAAAAUCUCUCGUCGUUUUGUGCUUUAAUGGUGAAACUUCAUGUAUAAUUUACCGUUCAGCAAAAUACCUCACUGUAUUAAAAAGAAAUGAGCGUGGAGUGAAAUUUCCAUGAAUUAAUAGGUGCAUGCAGCUUUUAUUUGUUUCCAGCCUCGUGAUUGGUUGCCUGGUUGCUAGGCAGCACAGUCUCCAAUCAAUUGUGAUUCAGUCUGCAACAUAAACUCAUUUGAUUCUUGCCUCCCGCCUGAAUGCUGCAGCGAAGGUAUCGUGCUUUGCUCCAUUAUGCUACGUGUUCUGGUGUGUAAAUGUUUGUUUUGAUGGUUGUAGCUGCGGGACGGAGCUUCAGCUGAACUCGGCCCGCUAGAAGAGCUAAAAGUGGAUUUUGUUCCAGGUUUUGUUGCAUUGUCCCGUCCAGGAAUACAGUUUUCUCAUUUGUUACAUUGUAAAGCAGUUUGUGCUUUGUUGUGAUGAUGAGAGUAAAUGCCAAUAAACACAAUAAAAUAA